This is a messenger RNA of Neohortaea acidophila, 2343 nucleotides long. Its product is annotated as OPT family small oligopeptide transporter. The record is from RefSeq and is a predicted model, not a curated record. Bases 1 to 2343 code for a protein of 780 amino acids. Gene Ontology annotation, molecular function: oligopeptide transmembrane transporter activity. The transcript has 2 exons. Gene Ontology annotation, biological process: transmembrane transport. Lineage: Eukaryota; Fungi; Ascomycota; Dothideomycetes; Mycosphaerellales; Teratosphaeriaceae.
AUGGAGGAUAUCAAGGACACAAGCUCCGCGAAGUCGUCGGGCUUCGAAGCCGACGUCAAGAGCAGCACGGGCAAGCUCGAAUCCCAGACCUUCGUUGAAGACACCACCGACGCAUCGUUCUCCACUCUCAGCGAUGAGGCAGAUCUCGACGACCGCGACAUUGUCGCCGGCACCAAGGCGUCCAUCGCCGACGCCGUCCACGCCGCCGUGCGGGAGGAGGAUGCGCACGAGCCGGCCAACACGCUGCGAGCCUGGAUUCUCGGUUUCAUGUUCGUCACCGUCACCUCGGGAGUCAACAUGUUCUUGUCCAUGAGAUCUCCGGCCGUCACGAUCCCCACUGUUGCCGUCAUCCUCUUGGUCUAUCCCAUCGGCGUCUUCUGGGCUCGCGUCAUGCCCACCCGAGUCUUCCACAUCUUCGGGGUAUCCUGGAGUCUCAACCGCGGACCGUGGAACAUCAAAGAGCACACCACCGUGACGCUGAUGGCGAACGUGGUCUUCGGGUAUGCGUACAGCACCGAUGCUCUGCUGGCCCUGCAAGCGAAGCCGCUGUACAAUUUGAAUCUCGGCUGGGGCUUCUCUCUGCUCUUUACGAUUUCCAGCCAACUAAUUGGAAUUGCGUUGAGUGGGCUGUUCCGGCGCUUCGUCGUCUGGCCGGCCAUCAUUACUUGGCCGCAGAACUUCUCGACCACCACGCUGCUGUAUGCGUUGCAUGACAAAGCGAAGACCGACCCGGCCAAGGCCAAUGGGUGGUCGAUUUCGCGGUAUCGGUACUUUUUGUAUGUCGGCGCGGCAUCGUUUACCUACUACUGGAUUCCUGCGACUCUUUUCCAGGGACUGUCGGUCUUUUCCUUCCCAACGUGGAUCGCGCCCGACAAUGCUGUCGUCAAUCAAUUGUUUGGGGGCUUCACUGGCCUCUCAUUGCUGCCGCUCACCUUCGAUUGGACGUAUGUGAUUGCAUACCUCCAGGACCCCUUGCUGUCGCCUACAAUCUCUCACGUGAACGUCCUGGUGGGCCUGAUCGUCUUCAUCUUCAUCACGACCAUUGGUAUAUCCUACUCUGGUGCGCUGUACACCGCGUACCUUCCCAUCAACACUUCCACCACUUUCGACAAUACUCAACAGCAGUAUGACCCGCAAAGGAUUCUGGGCCCGGGCUUCAGCUUUGAUCUGGAGAAGUACAAGAAGUAUUCGCCCUUAUUCCUCGCUCCCACGUUCGCCCUCAACUACGGUCUCAGCUUCGCGGCCCUGACCGCAUCAAUCGUGCACGUCGCCCUGCACCAUGGCAAGAGCCUCUGGUAUCAGCUGAGAGCGGCCAAAGACCAAGUGGCCGACGUGCACUACUCGAUGAUCAAAAAGUACAAGGAAUGUCCCGACUGGUGGUACCUGGUGCUGUUCCUCGUCUCCAUGGCUCUGGGCCUCGUCACCGUGGAAGUCUGGCCCUCCCAGCUGCCGUGGUGGGGCUUCUUCGUCUCCGUCCUCAUUGCUCUUGUCUUCAUGAUCCCCUGCUGCAUCAUCCUGGGCAUCACCAACAUCCAGCUCUCGCUCAACGUCAUCUCGCCGUACAUUGCCGGGUACAUUUUCCAGGGCAAGCCGGUGGGCGUGAUGAUUUUCAAGGUCUAUAGUACUAUCGUCCUCGGCCAGGCGCAGGUGUUUUCGGCGGAUCUGAAGCUUGCGCAGUAUAUGAAGGUGCCGCCGCGCAUUACCUUUGCCGCGCAGAUUUCUGCGGCCGUGUGGGCGUGUUUUGUGCAGAUUGCCGUGCUCAACUGGACGCUUGCGAAUAUUGAUGGUGCUUGCACGGCUGAUCAGGUCAACCAUUUCACGUGUCCAAACGGCCGGACGUUCUUCGGAUCGAGCAUCGUCUGGGGCCUCAUCGGUCCCCAUCGCAUGUUCGGCCCAGGAUCAAUCUACGCCCCACUGAACUGGUUCUGGUUCAUCGGCUUCGCCCUCCCCAUCGCAUUCUGGGUGCUAACACGCAUCUUUAAAAAGAGCAAAGCCCUCAAAGUGCUACACGCCCCCAUCAUCCUCGGAGGCAUGGGCUGGCUCCCCCCCGCAACCCCGCUCUCCUUCUCCUCGUGGGCAAUCGCCGGGCUCAUCUUCAACUACGGCAUCCGCAAACGCUUCCAUGGCUGGUGGUCGCAGUACAACUACCUGACUGCCGGGGCGAUGGAUUCCGGGCUGUUGAUUGCGACCGUCAUCAUCUUUUUGGCCAUUACUUUGCCUGGGGCAAAGGUGCCGCAGUGGUUUGGGAAUGUGCAGGUGUUUGAGACGGAGGAUGCGCUGGGAACGGCGAUUCGGAAGGUUGUUCCGGCUGGAGGCACGUUUGGGCCCAAGACGUGGGCGUAG